Batrachochytrium dendrobatidis JAM81 is the source of this 2001-nucleotide messenger RNA. RefSeq lists its product as uncharacterized. The record is from RefSeq and is a predicted model, not a curated record. Lineage: Eukaryota; Fungi; Chytridiomycota; Chytridiomycetes; Rhizophydiales. The transcript has 4 exons. The coding region runs from base 1 to 2001 and encodes 666 amino acids.
AUGCCAAAACGAUACCUCAAUGUUGAAUACGACACUAUUUCUACUGAAAUCGAUGUGACUGACUUUGAAGACCCGAGUGACGUUCAGGAUGCUAUCAAGGCAGAGUAUGGUCCUGUUAUGGCUGACAUCGAUGCUCCUCAACUCCAGCUAUACACCAACAGUAACAAGGACCAACUAAUCAGCAAAUGGGCUUUACUCGACUCCCUUCCUCAAGAAUACUUUACUCAAGAUGGUUUUUGUGUUGUUAUUGGUUGUUUACCUCUACCUACCAGGAAACCAAGCAAAAGUGCCAUUUUUGAUGCAGGUUCUACUUCUUUAUCAACAGCAAACCAUCAAGACUUUUCUCCUAAACGACAACGUACCGAACCCAAUGUUUUGACAACCCAAUUCAAGUCGUUUGCAAACGCCCAGCUGAUCGAUGAAUGCAUACAGUCGACAGAUCAUGUCCUUUUCCCAUACACCCAAGACAAAAUACAAAAACUAUAUGUUAGAGAGUGCUAUCAUGAUGUGUUUGGCUUGCUUUUGGAUCAAAUUGAUUGUGGCAUGGAAUCAUUUGCAAUAUCUGGAACAUCAGGCAUCGGAAAGUCACUGUUUUUUGUCUACAUAUUGCAUCGCUUGAUGGAUGACUUUACCACGAAAAGUCUGUCCUUGAAGCCAAACCGGAUUGUUCAUCAAGUGGGAUCCUCGUACAAAUGCUUUGACUUGCAGCAACAACUCGUCACAGAACUUGGACUUGAAGUGGCCAAUAUUGUUUGGAAACAAGACACAUUGUAUAUUGUUGAUGGACACAUGACUGCAAUGUCAUCAUGUUGCAUUGUAUUGUUCAUGUCAUCUCCUCAGUCUGAAGGAUACAAGGAGUUCGUCAAACAAAAGAUGGCAAGGGAAUGGUAUUUUCCUGUUUGGACUUUGAAUGAGUUACAGACUUGUCGACGUCAUUGCUAUCCGGAUGUACCCAUUGGGACUAUCAAUGAGAGAUAUCGCAUGUAUGGUGGUGUAGCUCGUUCUGUUUUUGAUAUUGUAUCAAAUCCAAUGGAGAAAGCUUUGGCUGAUGUUGAUGCAGUCAAAGGAGUACGAAACAUUGGAAUCACAAUCAAAAUAUCUGCAAAUACUCAUACAUUGCUUCAUACCAUUGUGUCGGACGACGGACAGUACAGAUUCCUGCAUGUUGAUAUUGCUUCAAGAUAUAUUGGAGAACAGCUUUGGAAACGUCAUUCUGCUCAAAUGAUUACCAAUCUGCAGCAAAUGUUUGGUAGUAUUCCAACCAAAAUUUCAAGACAUUUGUUUGAAAUAUACGGACAUGUGGUUUUUUGUACUGGUGGACAAACUCUCAAAUGCAGAUGCCUGGAAGAUGGUACAGUGACAGAUAUUACUUUGGAUGCACUCAAUGGCCAACGAAUUACAUUUGGAAUAAAUACUAUCCCUACUGCUGCAGCACUUGAUGGCAACUAUUACGAACCGACAGAUGACGAUAAUUUUGCAGCAAUUGAUUCACUCAGUCGACAGGGAAUGUUCCAAUUUACAGCUGUUGCUGAACAUCCUAUUUGUGGAGUUGAUAUUCUUACAAAACUGUGCAGUUUGUAUGAUGAACCCAAACUUUAUUUUGUGGUUCCGCCUCAUCGGUUUAAAGGCAUCAAGUAUGAGUUUGGCAGACAACUUGCAACUUUAAUCAACUUGUAUACGGAUAUCACACCUGACAACUUUGAAUCAAAUUUAGCAGUGAUUAUAGGUGAAAACACCAAUCUAGCACAACAACAAUUCCAGGCAAUUCCAGACAAUCCGAUUCUGAUUAGUUCUAAAACCAGAAUUCACAUUGCAACCACAACCCAAAUGCGUUCAAUAUCAAUCACAAUCAUCAUGUACGAAUGUAUCAAAAGUAGCACUCGAGUGCUUGCAGUACUGACUUUGGUUCAAACAGUAAUUCACAAUGACACACUGAUUAUCAUUUCAGCAAAAAAUGAUACAGAAAUGAUCAUUCCCAAAACAAGGAAUCUGAAUGACUGA